This is a messenger RNA of Aspergillus fumigatus Af293, 1281 nucleotides long. Its product is annotated as putative MFS transporter. The record is from RefSeq and is a predicted model, not a curated record. Bases 1 to 1281 code for a protein of 426 amino acids. Gene Ontology annotation, biological process: transmembrane transport. The transcript has 5 exons. Lineage: Eukaryota; Fungi; Ascomycota; Eurotiomycetes; Eurotiales; Aspergillaceae. Gene Ontology annotation, molecular function: transmembrane transporter activity.
AUGGCAGAUCUCGACCCCGAAAAGAACACGCGAAAUACAUGGCAUCUCCCACUCUGGCGCAAAUGCAUCAUCCUCGUCGUCGUCAGCUGGAUGGCUUUCGUGGUCACCUUCUCCAGCACGUCUCUCCUCCCCGCAACCCCCGAAAUCGCAGCCGAGUUCGACACAACCCCCGAAAUACUGAAUAUCAUCAACGCCGGGGUGUUGUUGGCCAUGGGCUUCUCGUCGCUUAUUUGGGGCCCCCUCACUGCGCUUCUUGGGCGGAGGGUUGCGUAUAAUAUUGCGAUUGCGGCGCUUUGCGGGUGUUCGGUGGGCACGGCGCUUGCGGGGGGGAGUAGUGUGUUUGCGGUGUUUAGGGUGCUUGGGGGGCUGACGGGGACGUCGUUUAUGGUGCAGGGGCAGACUAUCCUGGCGGAUAUUUUUGAGGCGAAGGUUAGGGGGACGGCGGUUGGGUUCUUCAUGGCUGGGACGGUAACGGGGCCGGCGAUUGGACCGUGUAUCGGCGGCUUGGUGGUGACCUUCGCCCACUGGCGGGUCAUCUUCUGGGUGCAGGUUGGCAUGGCCGGGUUGGGCCUCGUGCUUUCGCUGUUUUUCGUCCCGGAGGUGAAGAAGAGAGAAGCCGAGGGCGAGGGCGAAGGUGUCCCACGCCGUUCUUCCCUGCGAGAGGUCCUCGCCAUGUUCAACCCCGUCCGGAUCUUCCGGCAGUGGUUGUAUCCCAACGUUUUUUUAUGUAGGCUGACAAGACAGGACGUAACGUGUGGCCUCCUCGCCAUCUUCCAAUACGGCCUCCUCACCUCCGCCCGCGAAAUCUUCAACCCCCGCUUCAACCUCACUUCCGCCCUCGUCAGCGGCCUCUUCUACCUCGUCCCCGGCGCGGGAUUCCUCCUGGGGAGUAUCAUCGGCGGGAGACUGUCUGACCGCACCGUGAAACGGUAUAUCGCUCGCCGUGGAGGACUGCGGCUCCCGCAGGAUAGAUUGAACAGCGGGCUGGCGAUGCUGUGCGGGGUGCUGCCAGUCGCGGUGCUGGUUUAUGGGUGGACACUUGAGAAGAGAGCCGGAGGCAUGGCGGUGCCCAUCAUCGCGGCGUUCUGGGCUGGAGUCGGGCUGAUGGGCUCGUUUAACGGAUUGAAUACGUAUGCUGCUGAGGCAAUCCCCGAACGACGGUCCGAGGUUAUCAGUGGGAAGUAUAUCCUCCAGUACUUGUGUUCGGCUGGGAGCAGUGCGGCCGUUGUUCCCCUGGUCAAGGUGAUUGGGGUGGGCUGGACGUUUACAAUCUGUGAGUGA